CCCGGGUGCCGCCGCGCGCAGCCUCCGCCGACCCGCCGCCGCUCACGUUCGGAGCAUGCCCGCGCGCCCGCCGCCUUCACCGCUCCGAGGGAAAUAAAGGGACGACGCGCCGCUUGCGCGCAGCCGCGACGCGUUUGGGCUCCGUCUCCGCAAGUCAGCAGCGCUCCCCACAGCGACCGACGCGCCGGCGCCAAAUGGAUUGCUCCGUUUGAGUCCCCUGAUUUGGUGAGAUGCCGUGCGGGGGGUUGACGCGCUACCCUCUCCGUCAGAUCACCCCACGCGCUCUCGCCGCACUCCGCACGUAACGGCGGCUCGUCGGGACAGACGGGACACGCGAAAGUAUGCGAUAAACAAGCGCGAAGUAGCUCCGCGCUGUUCGACUGGAGACGAGGAAAAGUUCAAGUUGGAGACGGCGGAUUUUACAGAGAGUGGCCGCGCGUAGCUGGAAACAGGUGACUGAAGUGGAGAUUGACAUUACAGUGGCCCGCUAGGAGGCCUCUCCAUCUCUGCACACCCCACCACCGCCUCCUCCACUUCCCACUUUUCGCAAUCCUUCCCCUCCCCGCCGGCAUGGAUCUGAAGGAUCGUAGGCACCGCUCCCUGACCAGGAGUCGCUGCUCCAAAGACUCCCAGUUCAACACGUCCUCCCUGGAUGCAAACGAGUGCCGCGUGCCCACCCAGAAGUCCUACAGCUCCAGCGAGACGCUCAAGGCCUUCGAUCACGAGAAGAGGCUGCAUUAUGGCGGUUGUGUCACUGAUCUGGUCCACCACGAGGCAGAUGAGUACCCCAGGCAAGGGGCCAACUUCACGCUGGCCGAGCUGGGCGUGUGUGAGCCGGCCACCCCCCCGCACCCCGCCGCCGUCCCCUACUGCCCGGACCUGGGCCUCCUCCAGCGGGGCUACUCCCUCGGCGCCGGCUCGGACGCCGACUCGGACCCGGAGGGGCCGCUGUCGCCGGAGCGGGCCAUCCAGCUGUGGGCCGGAGGACGGGGGGGCGUCAAGUCCCGGCGCAGCUCGGGGGUGUCCAGCCGCGAGAACUCGGCCCUCACCCUCACCGAUUCGGACAACGACAAGUCUGACGACGAGUCAGCUUACCUAGAUGAUGAGGAGGAUGAGGAUCCAUUUGGGGACUAUGUCAUCAGUCGUCCGCUCCCUCCAACCUCCUCCUCUUCACUGCUCCCCCCAUCCCUCCCCUCCUCCUCGUCCGCCCCACACCACCCAUCCCCUGGCCCGUCUCCACCCAUCAGGGAGUGCCAGAUGCCCCUGCUGGAGAAAAACUCCACUCACUCUCACCUGGAGGCGCACCCGGAUGAUUCAUACUUGCUUCGGGCCCAGACCUCCUCCACUGGGCCAGCCAACCACCACAGCCAGUCCACGCUACGGCCCCCGCUGCCCCCGCCCCACAACCACCACACUGUAUCCCACCAGUCUGCCAACAGCCUGAACAGGAACACCCUGAGGGGCGGCCGCAACCCCAUCCACGCGCCCGCCCCGGGCACGGGCGACGGCCCGACCACCCCCGAGUCGGUGCAGCUGCAGGACAGCUGGGUCCUCAACAGCAACGUCCCCUUGGAAACCAGGCACUUCUUGUUCAAGACGUCAUCGGGAACCACCCCGCUCUUCAGCAGCUCCUCCCCCGGGUACCCCCUGACCUCAGGCACGGUGUACUCCCCGCCCCCCCGCCUGCUCCCCCGCAACACCUUCUCCCGCUCCGCCUUCAAACUAAAGAAGCCGUCCAAGUACUGCAGCUGGAAGUGCGCGGCGGUGACGGCCAUCGCCGCCGCCGCCCUGCUGGCCGUGCUGCUGUCCUACUUCAUCGCCAUCAACCUGCUGGGCCUGACGUGGCAGCUGAAGCCGUCCGACGGCCCCGUGCUCAACAACGGCCUGGGCGCCGGCCUGCCUGUCAACACCGACGUGGCCACGCUGCCCUCUGGAGGCAGAGUUUCUUUUCCCCUGGCUCCAGGUCCAUGGGCGGGACGGAACAGCAGCAUCGACACGGGCAGCAUCGAGGUCGGGAGGCGGGCGACCCAAGAAGUCCCCCCGGGGGUGUUCUGGAGGUCCCUGCUCCACCUCGGCCAACCCCAAUUCCUCAAGUUCAACAUCUCCCUGGGCAAGGACGCCCUGUUCGGAGUCUACAUCCGCAAGGGCCUGCCCCCCUCGCACGCCCAGUAUGACUACAUGGAGCGUCUGGACGGGAAGGAGAAGUGGAGCGUGGUGGAGUCUCCGCGGGAGAGGAGGAGCAUCCAAACUGUGGUCCUCAAUGAGGCGGUCUUUGUCCAGUACCUGGACGCCGGUGCCUGGCACCUGGCCUUCUACAACGACGGGCGAGAGAGGGAGACGGUGUCCUUCAGCACAAACGUCAUGGAUUCAGUGCAAGAGUGCCCGCGCAAUUGCCAUGGCAACGGCGAGUGUAAUUCCGGCGUGUGCCACUGCUUCCCAGGAUUCCACGGCAUGGACUGCUCCAAAGCCGCGUGCCCGGUGCUGUGCAGCGGCAACGGCCAGUACGACAAGGGCUCGUGCGUGUGCUACAGCGGCUGGAAGGGGCCCGAGUGCGACGUCCCCGUCACGCAGUGCUUCGACCCGCUGUGCAACGGCCACGGCACCUGCACCGACGGCAACUGCGUGUGCUCCGUGGGCUACAAGGGGCCGAACUGCGCCGAGGUGGAUUGCCUGGACCCGACGUGUUCCAACAAUGGCAUCUGCGUGAAUGGGGAGUGCCACUGUAAGCCAGGCUGGGGAGGCCUCCACUGUGAGCUGCCCAGGGCCCAGUGCCCGGACCAGUGCCACGGCCACGGGGCCUUCAUACCAGAAACCGGGCUGUGCAGCUGCGACCCCAACUGGAUGGGACCCGACUGCUCCAUGGAGGUGUGCUCCGUGGACUGCGGGACCCACGGCGUGUGCAUGGGCGGCGCGUGCCGCUGCGAGGAGGGCUGGACCGGCGCCGGCUGCGACCAGCGCGUGUGCAACCCGCUGUGCAUCAAACACGGGACCUGCAAGGACGGGAAGUGCCAGUGUCACCAGGGCUGGAACGGAGAGCACUGCACCAUUGACCAUGGGAGCAUGGUUGACAAAGCAGACGGCUGUCCCAACUUGUGUAACGGGAACGGCCAGUGCACCAUGGGGCAGCAGAGUUGGCACUGCGAAUGCCAGACGGGCUGGAGGGGCCCCGGCUGCAGCGUUGCCAUGGAGACUUCCUGCGCCGACAACAAGGACAACGAAGGAGAUGGCCUCACGGACUGCAUGGAUCCGGACUGCUGCAUCCAGAGUCCCUGUCAGAACAGCCCCCUGUGCCGCGGCUCCCAGGACCCCCUGCAGGUCAUCCAGCAGAGCCCCGUGUCCCAGGGCCGCGUGCGCUCCUUCUACGACCGCGUCAAGAUGCUGGUGGGACGCGACAGCACCCACGUCAUCCCGGGGGAAAACCCCUUCAACUCCAGCUUGGCAUCUCUAAUCCGGGGUCAGGUGUUGACUACUGAUGGGACCCCUCUGGUGGGGGUGAACGUGUCUUUUGUCAACUACCCCCACUAUGGAUACACGCUGACACGGCAGGAUGGCAUGUUUGACCUGAUAGCUAACGGUGGCGCAUCGCUGACGCUGCGGUUCGAGCGCGCCCCCUUCCUGAGCCAGGAGCGCACCCUGUGGUUGCCCUGGAGCCAGUUUUAUGCUAUGGACACAGUGGUGCUUAAGACAGAAGAGAACACGAUCCCAGGAUGUGACCUGAGCGGCUUCGUCAGGCCUGACCCUGUUGUGAUUGCAUCCCCUCUCUCCUCCUUCUUCAGCUCCAAGCCAGGGGAGAAACCCAUCAUACCGGAGACACAGGUGCUGCAUGAGCAGAUCGAGGUGCCCGGCUCCAGUCUGAAGCUGUGCUACCUAAGCUCACGGACGCAGGGCUACCGCUCUCUGCUCAAGGUGACCAUGACCCCGGCCGUGGUGUCCAUGGGCCUGCUGAAGGUCCACCUGAUGGUGGCGGUGGAGGGCCACCUCUUCCAGAAGUGGUUCCACGCGUCGCCCAACCUGGCCUACACCUAUGUCUGGGAUAAGACGGACGCCUACGGCCAGAGAGUCUACGGGCUUUCUGAGGCUGUGGUGUCGGUGGGCUACGAGUAUGAGUCGUGCGCGAGCCUCAUCCUGUGGGAGAAGCGGACGGCCAUCCUGCAGGGCUACGAGCUGGAUCCCACCAGUCUGGGCGGCUGGUCACUCGACAAGCACCACAUCCUCAACACACGCAGCGGAAUCCUUCACAAGGGAAGCGGUGAGAACAUCUUUGUGACGGAGCAGCCGCCGGUCAUCACCAGCGUCAUGGGCAACGGCCGGCGCCGCAGCAUCUCCUGCCCCAGCUGCAACGGCCUGGCGGACGGCAACAAGCUGCUGGCGCCAGUCGCCUUGGCGAUGGGCAUCGACGGCAGCCUCUACGUCGGAGACCUCAACUUCGUGCGGAGGGUGUACCCGUCCAUGAACACGACCGGCAUCCUGGAGCUCAGAAACAAAGAUUUCAGACACAGCAAUAACCCAACACACAAGUACUUCAUGGCAGUGGAUCCCGUAUCUGGGGCGCUGUUUAUCUCAGACACCAACUCCAGACGCAUUUACCGGGUCCGCUCGUUAACGGGAGGCCGCCUGGUGUCAGACAACGCCGAGGUGGUGGCUGGGACGGGGGAGCAGUGUCUGCCCUUCGACGAGCGCUGCGGUGACGGUGGAAAAGCCACUGAAGCGACGCUGAUGAGCCCUAAAGGUAUCGCCGUGGAUAAAAAUGGCCUGAUGUACUUCGUGGACGCCACCAUGAUCCGGAAGGUGGACCAAAACGGCAUAAUCUCCACUCUGCUGGGGGCCAACGACCUGACCGCCGUGCGGCCGCUGAGCUGCGACGCCAGCAUGGACGUCAGCCAGGUGCGCCUCGAGUGGCCCACAGACUUAGCGGUGAACCCAAUGGACAACUCCCUCUAUGUCCUGGAAAACAAUGUCAUUCUACGCAUCACUGAGAACCACCAGGUGAGCAUCAUCGCAGGCCGGCCCAUGCACUGUCAAGUGCCGGGCAUCGACUACAGCCUCAGCAAGCUGGCCAUCCACGCGGCGCUGGAGAGCGCCACCGCCAUCGCCCUGUCCCACACCGGAGUCCUCUACAUCGCCGAGACGGACGAGAAGAAGAUCAACCGCGUCAGACAGGUGAGCACCAAUGGAGAGAUCUCCCUGCUGGCGGGCGUCGCCUCCGACUGCGACUGCAAGAACGACGUCAACUGCAACUGCUUCUACGGCGACGACGGCUACGCGCCCGACGCCGGCCUGAACUCCCCCACCUCCCUCGCCGUGUCCCCCGACGGGACGCUCUUCAUCGCGGACCUCAACAACAUCCGCAUCAGGGCCGUGCGCGCCAACCGGCCGGGCCCGGCCGUCUCCAGCGUGGGCUACGGAGGCUCCGCGCAGUACGAGGUGGCGUCGCCGCGGGAACAGGAGCUGUACGUCUUCAACGGGGAGGGCCUCCACAUCCAGACAGUCAGCCUGGUGACUGGGGAGCCACUGUACAAUUUCACCUACGGCCCCGACGGGGAGCUGGCCAUGCUGGUGGACAACUGCAACAACACGGUUAAAGUGAGGAGGGACGGCCUGGGUCCGGGAGGAGGAGCCGGGCUGAUGAGGCUGGUGCUGCUGCCCGAGAACCAAGUGGUGACGCUGGGACUGGACCCCAGUGGGGGGCUGCGUAGCGUGUCAGCCAUGGGCCAAGAAGUGGCGCUGAUGGGCUACAGUGGCAACACAGGCCUGCUGGCCACCAAAGCUGAUGAGACUGGCUGGACCACGUUUUACCGAUACGACAGCGAGGGUCGCCUGACGAACGUCACGUACCCCACCGGCAUGGUGACCAGCCUCCACCGCGAGAUCGAGCGCUCCAUCAACAUCGACAUUGAGAGCUCCAGCCGCGAUGACGACGUCACGGUCAUCACCAACCUGUCGUCUGUGGAGGCCUCCUACACCGUGGUGCAAGACCAGGUGAGGAACAGUUAUCAGCUGUGCAACAACGGCACCCUGAGGGUGAUGUACGCCAACGGGAUGGGCAUCAGCUUCCACACGGAGCCCCACAUCCUGGCGGGCUCCGUCAGCCCCACCAUCGGCCGCAGGAACAUCACCCUGCCCACGGACAACGGCCUCAACUCCAUCGAGUGGCGCCUGCGCAAGGAGCAGAGCAAGGGAAAGGUCACCGUGUUCGGCAGGAAGCUGAGGGCUCACGGGCGCAACCUCCUCUCCAUCGACUUCGACCGCAACACGCGCACGGAGAAGAUCUACGACGACCACCGCAAGUUCACGCUGCGCAUCAUGUACGACGCGCAGGGCCGGCCCGCCAUGUGGCUGCCCAGCAGCAGCCUGGCGGUGGUCAACGUGUCGUACUCGGCCACCGGGCAGCUGGUGGGGCUGCAGCGGGGCAGCAUGAGCGAGAGGACCGAGUUCGACCCGCAGGGGCGCAUCCUGUCGCGCUCGUUCGUCGACGGGAAGGUGUGGAGCUACAGCUACCUGGACAAAUCCAUGGUGCUGCUCCUGCAGAGCCAGAGACAGUACGUCUUCGAGUUUGACGCCUCCAGUCGAGUCACAGCCGUCACCAUGCCCAGCGUGGCCCGCCACACCAUGUUCACACACGUCUCGGUCGGCUACAUCCGCAACACCUACAACCCCCCGGAGAGCAACGCCUCCGUCAUCCACGACUUCAGCGAGGACGGCAGGCCCCAGGCCGUGCACUACCUGGGCACCGGCCGCCGCGUGCUCUACAAGUACGGCAAGCUGGCGAAGCUGGCGGAGAUCGUGUACGACAGCACGGCCGUCACCUUCGGAUAUGACGAGACGGCCGGCGUGCUGAAGAUGGUCAACCUGCAGAGCGGGGGCUUCUCCUGCACCAUCCGCUACCGCAAGAUGGGCCCUCUCAUCGACAAGCAGAUCUACCGCUACAGCGAGGAGGGCAUGGUCAACGCGCGCUUCGACUACACCUACCACGACAACAGCUUCCGCAUCGCCAGCAUGAAGCCGGUGAUCAGCGAGACGCCACUUCCUGUUGACCUCUACAGAUACGAUGAAAUCUCCGGAAAGGUGGAGCACUUUGGAAAGUUUGGGGUCAUUUACUAUGACAUCAAUCAGAUCAUCACCACAGCUGUUAUGACGCUGAGUAAGCAUUUUGACACCCACGGUCGCAUCAAGGAGGUCCAGUACGAGAUCUUCCGCUCCCUCAUGUACUGGAUGACAGUUCAGUAUGACAGCAUGGGACGAGUGGUGAAGAGGGAGCUCAAAAUCGGGCCGUACGCCAACACCACUCAGUACCGCUACGAUUACGACGGAGACGGACAGCUCAGCGGCGUCAAGGUUAAUGACUGGUCCACCUGGCGCUACAGCUACGACCUGAACGGUAACCUCCACCUGCUGAACCCAGGAAACAGCGCCAGGAUCCUGCCCCUGCGCUACGACCUCAGAGACCGCAUCACGCGCUUAGGAGAUGUCCAGUACCGCCUGGAUGAAGACGGCUUCCUCAGCCAGCGGGGCUCAGACGUCUUUGACUAUAACUCCAAGGGUCAGCUGCUCAGGGCCUACAGCCGAGGCCCCGGGGGCUGGAGCGUCGUUUACCACUACGACGGGCUUGGCCGCAGGGUGUCCACGAGGAACAGCAUGGGACAGCACCUGCAGUUCUUCUACGCCGACCUCAACCACCCAACCAGGGUCACGCACAUCUUCAACCACUCCAGCUCCGAUAUCUCGUCCCUCUACUAUGACUUGCAGGGGCAUUUGUUCGCUAUGGAGGUGAGCAGCGGAGAAGAAUACUACAUAGCUUCUGACAACACCGGCACGCCGCUCGCUGUCUUCAGCAGCAAUGGACAGAUGAUCAAACAGGUGCAGUAUACGGCCUACGGGGAGGUGUACCUAGAUUCCAAUCCAGAAUUCCAGCUGGUGGUGGGUUUCCACGGCGGCCUCUACGACCCUUUGACUAAGCUGGUCCACUUCACCCAGCGGGACUACGACGUCUUGGCUGGACGGUGGACCUCACCCGACUACAGCAUCUGGCCCAAGAUAGGGAAGGACCCAUCUCCAUUCAAUUUGUACAUGUUCAAGAACAACAACCCCCUCAGCGACAUGUUGGAUGUCAAGAACUAUGUCACAGAUGUGAAGAGCUGGCUGGUGAUGUUUGGCUUCCAGCUCAGUAACAUAAUCCCAGGGUUCCCUCGACACUCGCUCUACUUUGUGGAGCCACCGUACGAGCUGUAUGCCACCCAGCACUGCGAGAACGGACAGCUAAUCACUGGUGUGCAACAGGCGGCGGAGCGGCACAACCAGGCUUUCAUGGCCCUCGAGGGUCGCCUUCUCAACAAGGAGCGUCGCAGGCGGAAGGACAAGCCGGGUCACUGGUUUGGCACCAGCACCCCGAUAAUAGGCCGAGGGGUGAUGCUGGCACUGAAGGAAGGCAGAGUGGUGGCUGGGGUGUCAUCUUUGGCCAGCGACGACAGCCGCAAAGUGGCUCUGGUGCUCAACGGCGCCCAGUACCUUGAAGGGACCCAUUACACCCAGGACGGCAAAGACUGCCACUACUUCGUGAAAGUAGGCUCCCCUGACAGCGACCUGCUGGCCCUGGGGCUCACCAACGGACGCAAGUCACUGGAGAGCGGCGUCAACGUGACAGUUAGUGGGCGCUCGCGCAGAGGAGUGACUGUGGAGUUCGCCGUCCCCUCGCUAGUGCUGGGCGUUCGGUACGGCCUGGCUGCAGACGUGGUGGAUGAGGAGAAGGUAAGACUGCUGGAGCUGGCCAGGCAGAGGGCGCUGGCCGGGGCUUGGGCCAAAGAGCAGCAGCGGGCCAGAGACGGGAAGGGGGGCAGUCGCCUCUGGACGGAGGGGGAGCGGCAGCAGCUGCUAGCGACGGGCAGGGUACAAGGCUACGACGGCUACUACGUGCUGCCGGUGGAGCAGUAUCCAGAGCUGGCCGACAGCAGCAACAACAUCCAGUUCCUCAGACAGAACGAGAUGGGCCGGAGGUAACAGCCCACCGGAACUCAAUGAAGGGCGGACUCAUCCCUCUCUCCCAGUUUCACGUCUCUGAAUUCUGCUCCUCUCCCCAGCCUCCCGAACCCUGCUCCUCUGAAAACCCAUGGAGAAUGAACCAACAAAUAGGGUUUCCCACGGAACGCUGCAGGGACUUUUGAAAGAAUGACUUAAGCAGAAAACACCUUAUUGUUCAUUUUACUGCCACAGGCAAAAAAUUUAAAGUUUAGUCAACAGUUCUUUUUUCUUUUUUUUUUUUUUUGGAAAAACUUUGAACAACUGAAAAAGCACUGAAGAACUUUUAGAACUGUUGCUUGAUGAAUGAGAAGAUUCCCCUUUUUAAAAAAGAUGAUGAUAUUUUCGCCCAUAUUUUCUGGGUCACACCGAGAGUCGGGCCGCGCUCGCUCGCACCCGCAGCGGCGGCUCGUCUGCCUCUAAUAGACGCUGAGGGCAAACGGGACCAAGGCGGAGACGAAGCCGCUCCGCAGAGCGGCCGCCGCAGCUCCACACCUGCAUCGUGAAAAGCAGCCGCGCGCGAGGUCAAAGGUCGCGCCCGUGGCUACGAGUCGUCUCCCUGUCUCAGGCCUCCCAUCAUCCACCGUGGACCCGUCCUGCGCUGCCAAGGCGGCGCACAUCCAACCAAGCAAUCCACAAGCUAAUGGCAUCCUUGAACAAAUCCAAGCUGUUAAUGGACAAGAAAAUAAACUUUUUAAAAAAAAACAAAGUAAAAAAAGUGAUGGCUAUAUUUGUGGACAGUGAUAUCACACAGCAUAGUUUAUUUUGAAAUGGGGAGAAGAAUCAUAUUACUACAUAUGUGUCCGCCUACACUAAAUUUCAGGAUGUUGCGUAUACUGUAGAUGCCGUAGUUUUGUACGUUUCAGUCGCGGUAGAAUUGUGAGACUUUCACCAAGGCACUUCUGUACAGAGCGAUCAAACACACCACUCACCGAGUCUGGAAAACAUGUUAAGUUAGUAUUUAUUUGAUUUAAUUUCUUUUUUAAUUUAUUUAUUGUUAGUACUAUAUGACAAUCAUGAAUGAGUCACCAGUUCUGUUCUUAAUGAACACUAGAGGACAAGUUUAUUUUCUUUUGUAAAAAUAUGUAAGAAUGUUCAUUUUGUUUUUGUAAUAAUUUUGGUUUGCUGCCAGGCAAAUAAUAGUCACUCUCAAAAAGAAUAAUUUAUGUAAUAAAGUGUUUUAAAAAAAAAAGCGGUUUAUACUUUAAAUAAAGUCUUUAAAACUGUGAAAUCUGUUUUUUCGAAAUAUAUUUCGAUGUACAGUGUAUAGACCUACCUUUAUGCAGCACAGUAGAAUAUUGUUCAGAAUAUCAAGUUUUAUAUUUCUAAGAGGAAGUGGCUUGUAAUGUGCAAAAUCUUUAGCUGGUCUUACUACUCUAGAGUUUUGUGGCACUCUAAUAUUCCAUAUCUACAAUAUCAGUCCCCCCCAUUUGUUGUUUUUGACUGUUUUUGUUUGGAAGCAGAUCUUUCUGUCCUAGAUCCCAACAGCAGUAGCAGUAAUGGAUCCCUCUCACUGUGAAGAGACUCGUGCUGGAUGUCAUAAUGUACCAAAUCAGUAUUAUCAAAGGAUGACUCUUAUACAUUCACUGAAACGAGACUCUUCUGAGAACCUUAUCAAUAAAACAUAAUUGUUUACUUCAA
Messenger RNA from Betta splendens (Siamese fighting fish), 10653 nucleotides. It is a transcript of the gene tenm2a, whose product is annotated as teneurin transmembrane protein 2a. Gene Ontology annotation, cellular component: neuron projection; membrane. Lineage: Eukaryota; Metazoa; Chordata; Actinopteri; Anabantiformes; Osphronemidae. The transcript has 38 exons. Gene Ontology annotation, biological process: heterophilic cell-cell adhesion; neuron development; signal transduction. Gene Ontology annotation, molecular function: cell adhesion molecule binding; calcium ion binding; protein homodimerization activity. Bases 571 to 8994 code for a protein of 2807 amino acids. The record is from RefSeq and is a predicted model, not a curated record.